AUGUUGGCUCUCAAAGGUGUCUUUACCUUGAUCUUGGUCCUCGCUUCGUCUCAUCGAGCGUAUUCGUCCUGUGAGCCAGAGAUAUCUUAUCCAGCUCCAGUAUAUAAUUCAAAUACUCUGAAGAGCACUUUCAAAGUGAUUGAAAAUAGCCUCAAUAGGCUGAUCAAAGCUGGUGAUUACGAUGGAAGUUCCUUUUCAUUGGAGAUCUCCUCCCCGAACCAGACUCUAUACACCAAAUACCACUACGACAAGUCUCUGGGGGGAAGCCCAAUCAACAGUUCCUCGACAUAUCGGAUUGCCAGCAAUACGAAGCUUUUUACUGCGCUGGGAGUCUUGAAGCAAGAGGCUGCAGGAAAACUUGGGCUUGACGACGAGGUGAUCAAGUAUAUCCCGGAGCUUCUCAAUGGAACAAGCAAGAUAACCUGGAAGGGUAUCACAAUUCGAUCUUUGUUGGCUCACCUGAGUGGCCUCCCGGACAACUAUGGUGAUGAAGAUCUGCUCCUUAUGCUCUCCGAUCCAUCUGCAAUUGGACUCCCUCCAUUAGAUACAGAAGAGGAAAAUAAGCUGCCAAAAUGCGGUGCUUACAGCGGGUGGACAGUGGCCUGUACAGACGCAGAUCUCGACGAGAAUCUUCACAACGUGAACUCGGUGUUCCCGUCCCAAAAAGAAACCUCCUAUAGCAAUAUUGGAUUUGACCUUCUUGGCCAAGUUUUGGCGAAGGUAACCAAUAUGAAGUAUGAAGACUACAUCAAGGAGGCGAUUUUCAGACCUCUUGGCAUGCACGAGACAUCCUUCACUGUUCCUGCAACUUCAGUUGCUGCUAGCGCUGGUUCAGAUUCUGACUGGGGCGUGGACGAAGGAACCGAUAACCCGAGUGCUGGAAUCUACAGCUCCUCUUCGGAUAUGAUAAAAUUCCUUCGCUGGGUCCUCAAGAACCAUGAGAAAAUUACUCCAUCACUCAACUGGUUCCAGCCUGCAGCUUGGAAUUCUGGAUCCCACUCGCUUUUUGGGUAUCCGUGGGAGAUUUUCCGAACUACUUCAAUCUUGCCAAACACGAAACGCCCCGUCACAUUCUACACAAAGGGCGGAGGUCUCACGGACUACUAUACCUACAGCUUUAUCAUCCCACAGUACGACCUUGUGGUUUUCAUGGGCGUGGCCGGAGACUUGUCUGCAUUGAACACAGUAUUCACCGACGUUCUGAACCCGCUCGUCAUCGCAGCCGAGUAUGAAGCGCAAUCUCAGUUGAAAAAUUCAUACGGAGGAGUUUAUACUUCGACUGAAUCGACCUUGAACUCUUCGAUUACUCUCACUCAGACCCAGUCACGGUCUCUGUAUAUUUCCUCAUGGAUCUCCAACUCCACGGAUGUCCUGGCAAAUCUGAUCCCCUUUGUGUCCUCAACAGCUGGCACGAGUGGAGACAUGUAUUUCCAACUCCUUCCUACCUUUCAAACACGGCGCACGCAUGACGGUCAAAUUGGCGAAGUGUGGCGGCUCAUCAAUGUAAUUGAUGAUUCCGAAGACCCUACAAAUUCUACAACCGUCUGGAAUGACUAUUGCGUGGCAAACAUUGAUCCGUUUUCCUACGGGUCAAUUCCUCUGAACGAGCUCGUGUUCUGGAGAAAUUCCAGUGAUAACAGGUCCACGGUGGAAUCUGUGACGCUUUCGGCAUUUAAGACGGAAGGAGAUGAAGAGCUGAGUCAUAUGUAA
Molecule: messenger RNA, 1710 nt
Organism: Penicillium longicatenatum
Lineage: Eukaryota; Fungi; Ascomycota; Eurotiomycetes; Eurotiales; Aspergillaceae
Product: serine hydrolase domain-containing protein
Exons: 4
Coding region: 1-1710 (569 amino acids)
Source: RefSeq, a predicted model, not a curated record